AUUCAGAAAUGCGCGCGCAUUGCGAAUCGGUUUGGUUCGUGUCUGAGAAUCAUGCGCAGUGCUUUUAGCGACGUUAAAGGUAGUGCUCGUCGCGUCAUUAUAUUAAAAAAAGGUCAGUAUGCCAACUCCGGAUUACAACGUGGAGCUGGACCUGGGCGAACCCCCUCCAGAACUCCAGGAGUAUGCGAGAAGGGAGUGUGGAGAGGACCCUAACACCAGAUUACAAGCAAUUCAUGAACUAAGGGAAAUGAUAUACGAACGCGGGGAGUGCACGCCGCAGCGGAUGGAUGACGCAUUCUUGAUAAGAUUCCUGCGAGCUCGCAAUUUCAUACCACAAAGAGCACACAGGCUGAUGGUCAAUUAUUACCGUUUCAAGGAUGAAAACCCGGAUUUGUUUGAAAAUGUUUAUCCACUUGACUUCAGAAACAUUGGCGACGCGAAUAUUAUAUCCGUCCCGCCAUACCGAGACCAGGACGGCAGACGGCUUUUGUUGUAUAGAAUUGGUUGUUGGAAUACAAAAACAAUAGCAGUGGAUGAUUUAUUAAAGGCUACAAUAUUUGCACUGGAGAUUGGUGUUAUGGAGAUUCGUACUCAGAUUUUGGGAGGAGUCGCCAUGUUUGACCUGGAAGAUAUUGGUAUACAGCACGCGUGGCAAGUCACACCUUCUCUUGCAUCUAAAAUCGUCAAGCUGUUAGUGACUAGCUUCCCCGCUAACACCCACGCCAUACACAUUAUAAACCAUUCCUGGGUCUUCGACAAAAUGUACAACAUAUUCAAGCCGUUUUUGACAAGAGAUAUGCGAUCUAGAAUCUUCUUUCACGGAUAUGACGUCACAUCUCUGCACAAGCACAUCCGCCCAGAGUACUUACCGGAGAGGUAUGGUGGUGUCUGGCCAGAUUUUAACUAUACAGGUUGGCUGGAGUCUCUAAAAAAUAAUUACACCGUCGCCAAAGAAGUUCUAGGCUGUGGCUAUAAGUUUCGUGAAGAAGAAAUUGGUUCGGAGGUUGUUAGGCGACUUCGUGAGGAGAAAAUCCAGUUAUAUUAGUACAAAAUGAUGAGCAGUGUUGGCCUUGUGGCUUCAGCGUGCGACUCCAUCCCUGCGGUUAUAGGUUCGAUCCCCGGCUGUGUACCAAUUGACCUUUCUAUGUGCGCAUUUAACAUUCGCUCGA
Molecule: messenger RNA, 1169 nt
Organism: Pieris napi
Lineage: Eukaryota; Metazoa; Arthropoda; Insecta; Lepidoptera; Pieridae
Product: alpha-tocopherol transfer protein-like
Exons: 6
Coding region: 119-1045 (308 amino acids)
Cellular component (GO): membrane
Molecular function (GO): phosphatidylinositol bisphosphate binding
Source: RefSeq, a predicted model, not a curated record